AUGCGCAAUCUUUUCCUUCUCUUUCUUGUCUGCGGGCAUGCGCUUGCCCAAGUCCCCCUUCCACUACCCCCUUUCAUGCCUCAAAAUGCGUCACUUGGUGCAAUUCCAUCGACUGGCGGCGCGCCAAACCCACAGUGGUCGUCCUUGUUGGGUAAUUUGCUAUUUUUCUACGAGGCCCAGCGCAGCGGAAAAUUGCCUAGCACGAACCGUGUGAAAUGGAGGAACAGCAGUGCGUUGAGUGAUGGCCAAGAUGUCAAGCUUGACCUUGCAGGAGGGUACUAUGAUGCAGGAGAUUAUAUUAAGUGUACAUUUCCACUGUCAGCAGCGGUUAUGUCCAUAUGCUGGGGUGCAACGGAUUUCGGAAAGGGAUAUGAUCUAGCAAACCAAACACCUUAUCUUGAUGACAUGUUGCGAUGGAGUUUAGAUUGGCUCGUGAAAGCCCAUCCGUCUAAUGACACCCUCUUCGUCCAAAUAGCAGACACUAAUCUCACCAACGCUUACUGGGGUGGCGACCAGAAUAUACCGGAACCGCGUACAUCCUAUCAGAUAAAUAAUACCAGCCCUGGAACUGACGCAGCGGCCGGUGCAGCAGCGGCAUUUGCAGCAUGUUCAAAUCUAUAUGCCAACCGAGUUUUUUCAAGCUCGUAUUCCGGACCUGCCACGCUACAGAACUCAACCUACGCGGCUACUUUGCUUGAACAUGCUCAACAAUUGUACAAUUUUGCAACGAGUGCACGGAAAGUCGUAUACCAGCAAUCUGUGCCCGAGGCUGGCGUAGCCUAUCCCUCAUCCGGUUAUGGAGAUGAGCUCGCCAUUGCCGCACUUUUCCUCUCCUGGGCGCAGAAUUCUACUUCUUUGUAUCAGCAGGCGCAGACGUAUUAUUCGCAAUACAACCUCAGCGAUUACCUAGGCGUCUUCAAUUGGGACUCAAAAACUCCUGGGUUACCGAUCUUGUUUGCUCAAAUUGCUCAGGCAAACCCCAGUUUUGGCAAUAUCACGAAUUGGCGAACCGAGGCAGAGUCGUACUUGGAUGGUAUAGUAUAUGGCGGUGGAGAGGGUUAUUCUACUCGCGGAGGCCUUCUUUACUACCCAAGUGACUCAGAGGAUGCAAGUUUAAACCCUGCUCUGAAUGCAGCCAUGCUGCUGAACAGAUAUCUUCCAUUAGCCUCUACAGAGAAGCGGAAGCAAGAUUACUACAAUUAUGCUAAGGGUCAAGUUGAUUAUGCACUUGGAAAAAAUCCCAUGUCCAUGCCGUACGUUGUGGGUGCCAACCCUAAUUCUCCGCAGAACCCCCAUUCUGCCAUGGCCAGUGGUGGCAAUAACAUCAGUGAUAUCAAUAACUCACCCCCUCAAGAGGCUUACGUGCUGUAUGGUGCAGUUGUCGGAGGUCCGGACAAAUACGACCGCUUUUUCGACAUCCGUGCAGAUUGGCCUGAGACUGAGCCUGCCAUGGAUUACAACGCUCCUAUGCUGACUUUGGCUGCCAUGCACGUCCUCAACGAUACUUCGGAUCCGUUCUACACUUCUCUGCAAGCCAGAGCAUACCAGAAGCCCGCGGGCAUGCCGUGUGACGCUGCCUACACAGAUGGCUGUGGGGGGCCACAACUAAGUAAAGGUGGCCAAAUCGCGAUGGGAGUUGUUAUCGGUUUUGCAGGCGUUGUAAUCUUCUCGCUGGUCGGAUGGUGGGGUUGGUUGAGCUGGAGAGGUGAUUACGAUCCAUGUUACUAA
Pisolithus orientalis is the source of this 1728-nucleotide messenger RNA. Its product is annotated as glycoside hydrolase family 9 protein. Lineage: Eukaryota; Fungi; Basidiomycota; Agaricomycetes; Boletales; Pisolithaceae. Bases 1 to 1728 code for a protein of 575 amino acids. Gene Ontology annotation, molecular function: hydrolase activity, hydrolyzing O-glycosyl compounds. The record is from RefSeq and is a predicted model, not a curated record. The transcript is spliced from 11 exons. Gene Ontology annotation, biological process: carbohydrate metabolic process.